Molecule: messenger RNA, 1781 nt
Organism: Arachis duranensis
Lineage: Eukaryota; Viridiplantae; Streptophyta; Magnoliopsida; Fabales; Fabaceae
Product: COMPASS-like H3K4 histone methylase component WDR5A
Exons: 3
Coding region: 439-1401 (320 amino acids)
Cellular component (GO): Set1C/COMPASS complex
Molecular function (GO): histone binding
Source: RefSeq, a predicted model, not a curated record
UGACCCAAUCGGGUUUCAUUAAACUCGUCUCUCUGCUCUCUCGACCCACUCCCAAACCCAAAUCCCCUAAUCUGAUCCGCAGUGACCCACCCCUACCUCAAGCCUCAACGUCUCUCCUCUGGGGUCUCUUUCUCGCCACUCUCGUCUCCGGUGUGUCACUUCUCUCUCGGUCUGGCACUCACCGUUUUGGAAUCAAGCUCGUCGCGCUCUGUGUCCUCACCGUCUCAAGCUCAGUCACCGCCUUCCUGGGCUCGCUUCGCGGGCGUCAGAACCACACGGAACCCAGUCGCGCGCCUUCGCGUACGCUCGUCGUCGCCGGAAGCAGAGGCAGCAGGUCCCGGUGGGCUGGUCUUGUUCGUCUUCUUGCUUGGAGCCUCGCCGUCAGCUUCCUUGGCGCAACCCGAUUUGAGGAACAAUCCACACACACACAGUAAAAUCAUGACGGAGCCAUCAGAAUCGUUCAAGCCAUAUACUCUGUCACAAACCCUAACCGGUCACAAGCGCGCCAUCUCUGCCGUCAAGUUCUCCUCCAAUGGCCGUCUCCUGGCAUCGUCGUCGGCGGACAAGACCCUCCGCACUUACGCCUUCACCAACUCAGACUCUGAUUCUGGCAGCCGCACUUUGUCGCCGAUGCAGGAGUACGAGGGCCAUGAGCAGGGCGUCUCCGAUCUGGCCUUCUCCUCAGACUCUCGAUUCUUGGUCUCCGCCUCCGACGACAAGACCCUCCGCCUCUGGGACGUACCCACCGGCUCCCUCAUCAAAACCCUCCAUGGCCACACCAACUACGUCUUCUGUGUUAACUUCAACCCCCAAUCAAACAUCAUUGUUUCUGGUUCCUUCGAUGAGACCGUUAGGGUUUGGGAUGUUAAGUCUGGUAAGUGUCUUAAGGUCCUUCCAGCACAUUCUGACCCUGUCACUGCCGUCGAUUUCAACCGCGACGGUUCUCUUAUUGUUUCUAGUAGCUACGAUGGGCUCUGUAGGAUUUGGGAUGCUUCCACUGGCCACUGUAUGAAGACUCUCAUUGAUGAUGAGAACCCUCCUGUUUCCUUUGUCAAGUUCUCGCCUAAUGGCAAGUUCAUCCUCGUUGGCACUUUGGACAACACUCUGAGGCUUUGGAACUAUUCUACUGGCAAGUUUCUGAAGUCAUACACUGGUCAUGUUAACUCAAAAUAUUGCCUUUCAUCCACAUUUUCUAUAACAAAUGGGAAGUAUGUUGUUGGUGGUUCAGAAGAUAAUUGUAUAUACUUGUGGGAACUGCAGACAAGGAAAAUAGUGCAGAAAUUGGAAGGCCAUUCUGAUACUGUUGUAUCCGUCUCGUGUCACCCGAUGGAGAACAUGAUCGCUUCCGGUGCUCUUGGCAAUGACAAAACUGUGAAGAUCUGGACCCAACAGAAAGACUAAUCUUGUGAUGAGGACUGCGGGCUAAUCGUUCACUGGAUUAGUGAAAGUUGAGUUUAGGAGAAAGUGACUUGUGAUGAAACCCUUAGAUCAUGUUGUAGUUGAGGAACUUGGUCAUUUUUGCAGUUGAGUUCACUACUGUAUUAAAGAAUGAUUUCAUUUCAAGUUUCAAUCAUCUUAUUGUCGGGGAAGUCACUCUUUAAUUUAAGGAUUAUUUGGAUGGUAGGUGCAUGUAGUUUGGGUGUAUCUAAUUUUCUUGUUUGGUAAAUAUGGAAGUUGGGUCUUAAGAUAAGGUUCAGAUGUAGAUAGGCAAAACCCCUAUAUCUACCCUAAUGGAUUAAUCCCACGGCAUUAGCCACUAUUAAGUAUUAAAGUUCUUGCAA